GUUAUUACUGCGUCAAAUCCGCAACCGUCGAACACGGUCUCCUACCAUCCGAAUCUCCCACUGACAUCCGCUUCACGAAAUACCUCUCCAGCCUCAACUUCAUCUCCUUAUUUCCGUGCAUCAUCAAAUCUCUGAUCGCAUCGUGGCAGAGACCAGCUCCCGCUUUCUACACUCUCAUCGACACACUGUUUGAGCCGCCGAAAUGCGUCUACCGAUCGCCUUCUUGUUCGCCUUCUUGGUUGCGGUCUUCGCUCUGCCUCCACCGCAGAAACCCGUCGUGGUCUCAUUUCCAGACAACACCCCGUCUUCAAUCAUCGACAAGGCUAUUGCAGAGAUCGAGAAAGAUGGUGGUAUCAUCACCCAUGAAUAUUCCUUGAUCAAAGGGUUCGCAGCCAAGGUUUCAGAAGUCACGCUCAACAAAAUCAGCGAAUUGGCCGAAGCAUAUGCGCCCUAUAUCGAGGACGACUACGUGGUCAACAUUGACGGCUCGACAAGUGCCCCUCAAUAAACUGGAGGAAUUUUAUCGAGACUGACCGUACAUAUGACAACGUAUUCGGAUCACGGAUGGAUAUAAUAUCAUGAACUGAAAGCAACGGAAAUGCAAAUAUGAUGGCACGACUAAUAUGACCGCAGGGUUUGUUCGGUCUGCAUGGCUGGGGGAAUCUGUACGGCGUACGCAAUGUGUACUGCGUACCUCACUCGUUAUAGAUAUCAUUGGUAACUCAAAAGUAUUGACCUGCCAUAUCG
Molecule: messenger RNA, 747 nt
Organism: Cladophialophora immunda
Lineage: Eukaryota; Fungi; Ascomycota; Eurotiomycetes; Chaetothyriales; Herpotrichiellaceae
Exons: 2
Coding region: 203-508 (101 amino acids)
Biological process (GO): vacuole fusion, non-autophagic
Molecular function (GO): endopeptidase inhibitor activity
Source: RefSeq, a predicted model, not a curated record